Miniopterus natalensis is the source of this 3413-nucleotide messenger RNA. The record is from RefSeq and is a predicted model, not a curated record. Lineage: Eukaryota; Metazoa; Chordata; Mammalia; Chiroptera; Miniopteridae.
AUGAAAGCUUUGCACACAUUUCUCUCCAAGGUUUAUCUCGUGCAUCACCCUUUCCUGCAGCGUUCCUCUCCUAUCCUUGCGCUACAGCUGCAAAGAGAGCCCGAGCAGGCCGGGAACCUGAUCUCGCCCGCCAGGCAGCCUGGCGACUGUCCUUCCUCAACCCUCACAAAAAGGGAGGCUUAUUUUGUGGAGAAAGUUAACCAAACUGGUUCUACAUCCAGGGGACCCUUCACUGUGGAAGUACUCUGUGCAAAAAACUUGGUGAAAAAGGAUUUUUUCCGACUUCCGGACCCAUUUGCUAAGGUUGUAGUUGAUGGAUCUGGACAAUGCCAUUCUACAGAUACUGUGAAGAAUACACUCGAUCCAAAGUGGAAUCAGCAUUAUGACCUGUAUAUUGGAAAGUCUGAUUCAGUUACGAUCAGUGUAUGGAAUCACAAGAAGAUCCAUAAAAAACAAGGUGCUGGAUUUCUUGGUUGUGUCCGUCUUCUUUCCAAUGCCAUCAAUCGCCUCAAAGACACUGGUUAUCAGAGGUUGGAUCUCUGCAAACUUGGGCCAAAUGACAAUGAUACAGUUAGAGGACAGAUAGUAGUAAGUCUUCAGUCCAGAGACCGGAUAGGCACAGGAGGACAAGUUGUGGACUGCAGUCGCUUGUUUGAUAACGAUUUACCAGAUGGCUGGGAAGAAAGGAGAACUGCCUCUGGAAGAAUCCAGUACCUAAACCACAUAACAAGAACUACGCAGUGGGAACGCCCAACACGACCGGCAUCUGAAUAUUCUAGUCCUGGCAGACCUCUUAGCUGCUUUGUUGAUGAGAACACUCCAAUUAGUGGAACAAAUGGUGCAACAUGUGGACAAUCUUCAGACCCCAGACUGGCAGAGAGGAGAGUCAGGUCACAGCGACAUAGAAAUUACAUGAGCAGGACACAUUUACAUACUCCUCCAGACCUACCAGAAGGCUAUGAGCAGAGGACAACACAGCAAGGUCAGGUGUAUUUUUUACAUACGCAGACUGGUGUGAGCACCUGGCAUGAUCCAAGAGUGCCGAGGGAUCUUAGCAACAUCAAUUGUGAAGAGCUUGGUCCAUUGCCUCCUGGAUGGGAGAUCCGUAAUACAGCAACAGGCAGAGUUUAUUUUGUUGACCAUAACAACAGAACAACACAAUUCACAGAUCCUCGGCUCUCUGCUAACUUGCAUUUAGUUUUAAAUCGGCAGAACCAGCUGAAAGACCAGCAGCAACAGCAGGUGGUGUCGUUGUGCCCUGACGACACCGAGUGCCUGACAGUCCCGCGGUACAAGCGAGACCUGGUGCAGAAACUAAAAAUUUUGCGGCAAGAACUUUCCCAGCAACAGCCUCAGGCUGGCCAUUGCCGCAUCGAGGUUUCCAGGGAGGAGAUUUUUGAGGAGUCCUAUCGACAGGUUAUGAAAAUGAGACCAAAAGAUCUCUGGAAGCGAUUAAUGAUAAAAUUUCGUGGAGAAGAGGGCCUUGACUAUGGAGGGGUUGCCAGGGAGUGGUUAUAUCUCUUGUCGCAUGAAAUGUUGAAUCCGUACUAUGGCCUCUUCCAGUAUUCACGAGAUGACAUCUAUACGCUGCAGAUCAAUCCUGAUUCUGCAGUUAACCCGGAACACUUAUCAUAUUUCCACUUUGUUGGACGAAUAAUGGGAAUGGCUGUGUUUCAUGGACAUUAUAUUGAUGGUGGUUUCACAUUGCCGUUCUAUAAACAGUUGCUGGGGAAGUCAAUUACUUUGGAUGACAUGGAGUUAGUUGAUCCAGAUCUUCAUAACAGUUUAGUGUGGAUACUUGAGAAUGAUAUUACAGGUGUUUUGGACCAUACCUUCUGCGUUGAACAUAAUGCAUAUGGGGAAAUUAUUCAGCAUGAACUUAAACCAAAUGGCAAGAGCAUCCCUGUUACUGAAGAAAAUAAAAAGGAAUAUGUCAGGCUCUACGUGAACUGGAGGUUUUUACGAGGCAUCGAAGCGCAAUUCCUGGCUCUGCAGAAAGGAUUUAACGAAGUAAUUCCACAGCAUCUGCUGAAGACAUUUGAUGAGAAGGAGUUAGAGCUUAUUAUUUGUGGCCUUGGGAAGAUAGAUGUUAACGACUGGAAGGUAAACACCCGGUUAAAACACUGCACGCCGGACAGCAAUGUGGUCAAGUGGUUCUGGAAAGCUGUGGAGUUUUUUGAUGAAGAGCGGCGAGCACGGUUACUGCAGUUUGUGACGGGAUCGUCUAGAGUGCCUCUGCAGGGCUUCAAAGCUUUACAAGGUGCUGCAGGCCCACGGCUUUUCACCAUCCACCAGAUUGACGCCUGCACCAACAACCUGCCCAAAGCCCACACGUGCUUCAAUCGAAUAGACAUUCCGCCCUAUGAAAGCUAUGAAAAGUUAUAUGAAAAGCUGCUAACAGCCAUCGAAGAAACAUGUGGAUUUGCUGUGGAAUGACACACGUCAAGGAUUUACCCAGGACUCUAUUUAUACCCGACAGCCUCCUUUCAGCAGAGUUUCAAGGAAUGCUGAAAUACAGGAAAAUGCCCCCGCCCCCUUUUUUAAAUUUUAGGACACUGUGAGGGGAAAGGACAAUUUUGAAAUUCCUUUUCAAGGGAAAAAAAGAGGUCUUUAUGCUUUGCCAUGAGGCCGCAUUCAGCUGCUAUUUAAAAUUAAUACCUUGAACCUAAAGAAUGCUGACUUUUCCUACAUUUCCAGAGUUAGGCAGUAUUCUCACUUAAAGACUACUAUUUUUAUAAGAGGUAACCUAUUCACAUCGCGUCACAGGUUUCACGUCUCAGACACCAAGACAGCUUCAGCAGGCGGUACAAGUCACAUUUCAUUUUGGUCAAAUACAUGAUUUUGAACAGCUCCUGUACUUGCUCUUUGUAAAAAAAUGAAAUAAAAUUAUUUUGAAUUGCUCUGCCUUUGUAAACGAUUGGCUCACAGAAUCAUUAUCUUUUAAAAAGCCAUUUACACAUUUAAUUACAGUUUUCUAUAGCAAAGCAUAUUUUAAAAGCAUCAUAUGUUUCAGCCUAGCCUAAGGGAGUCUUUUUUUAUAUUUUUCAAGCACAAAUUUCCUGGAAUACAGCUUUUGGUUGUCAGAUUCCUAAUGCAACCAUUUAGUCUAAACUUGGUAGCUUAUUUGCUACAAUACGAUGCUUUCAGGGGCUCCCUGUUUUUAAGAGACUUAAAAAAAAUCCUAAUUUUCUAUCUUGAAUCAAUGUGACCAGGUGUUUUGGGUGUGCUUUUCAUCCUCAAUGGAAAUCUGCAUUUUUAUAGCUUCUCAGAUCCUGUGGAUGAGGUGGGAUUUUAACUCCUUUGCUGGGUCAGCUUACCUUUGAUAUAUAUACUAUUUCUUGUAAACCAAAGUCUCCUCUGACCAGGACACUUAGUUUAUAUUAUAUUUUAAUUACGGUGUAAGUCUCUAUCAA